This is a messenger RNA of Girardinichthys multiradiatus, 1215 nucleotides long. RefSeq names its product BCAS2 pre-mRNA processing factor (gene bcas2). Gene Ontology annotation, biological process: mRNA processing. Lineage: Eukaryota; Metazoa; Chordata; Actinopteri; Cyprinodontiformes; Goodeidae. The transcript has 7 exons. Bases 99 to 782 code for a protein of 227 amino acids. The record is from RefSeq and is a predicted model, not a curated record. Gene Ontology annotation, cellular component: catalytic step 2 spliceosome; Prp19 complex; precatalytic spliceosome.
UAAUUCCUUUCCGGUAAAGCUUGUAGUUAAUGCGGCGGUCUGUUUAGGAGUAGGAAGAAGCGAACCUUCAAGAUAAAUAAUAAAUAGACACAUUUAUAAUGGCCGGAACGGCUUCGGUAGCAGGGGAAGUUUUUGUCGACGCUUUGCCGUAUUUUGACCAAGGUUACGAUGCUCCAGGUGUCAGAGAAGCGGCUGCAGCGCUGGUUGAGGAAGAGACGAGAAGGUACCGGCCGACGAAGAACUACCUGAGCUACCUGCCUACGCCUGACUUCUCUGCUUUUGAGACAGAAAUUAUGAGGAAUGAAUUUGAGCGGCUAGCAGCUCGGCAGCCCAUGGAGCUCUUGAGCAUGAAGAGGUAUGAGCUGCCUGCGCCCUCAUCAGGACAGAAGAACGACAUAACAGCGUGGCAGGAGUGUGUGAACAACUCCAUGGCUCAGCUGGAGCACCAGGCAGUCCGUAUUGAGAACCUGGAGCUCAUGUCGCAAUACGGAACCAACGCAUGGAAAUUCUACAAUGGUAACUUGGCCUUCAUGAUUGAGAUGGCUCAGAAGGAGCUUCACAAGUUCAGGAAGCAAAUUCAAGAUUUGAACUGGCAGCGGAAGAACGACCAGUUGGCAGCUGGAGCCAAACUGCGCGAGCUGGAGUCCAACUGGGUGUCUCUGGUCAGUAAGAACUAUGAGAUUGAGCGGGCCAUUGUCCAGCUGGAGAAUGAAGUUGGUCAGCUCCGUCAACAGCAGGGGGAUGGGGACGAGAACAAGGAGAACAUCAGACAGGACUUCUAGAACAGGACCGACUGAGAGCUGGACUGUAAUGGUUUCUCAGUAAGAUGGACUCCCGUUUAGUUCAGGAAGCAAUGUGAGGAAGGGGAAGUUAAUAUUAAACAGCAGAUUUAACUUGACUUUACACUGACAGGAAAAACAAAGUGGAACAGUUCUGCAGUUUCAGAAAGCUGCAGAGGGAAGUGAGCCAGUUCUCUGGGUUUAAAAGGAGUUUCUUUACGUGCUCCUGAUACACCUGCAGCAGCUUUUGUAUGCCUCACUAAUAAAUGUAAUUUCAUCCAGACUGCAGGCCUUUGAAGUUGCCUUUUAGCCAAGAGGAGUGUACAUACUGUGUCAAGUCUGUCAAAGACUACAUUAGCUGUAGCCCUACAUUUGUUUUUUGUCAAUUCAUUCAACUUUAAAAAAAAAAUAUUUGUAAUAAAAUGAACUCUUAUAA